Molecule: messenger RNA, 3595 nt
Organism: Lates calcarifer (barramundi perch)
Lineage: Eukaryota; Metazoa; Chordata; Actinopteri; Centropomidae
Product: oxidation resistance protein 1
Exons: 16
Coding region: 276-2603 (775 amino acids)
Biological process (GO): regulation of transcription by RNA polymerase II; response to oxidative stress
Cellular component (GO): nucleus
Source: RefSeq, a predicted model, not a curated record
GACUUAUCUUGACAGUCGGCGCGUCGGUCCUUCAGGCACAGGGCGGAGCUUGAAUAUUGAACUUGCUACUGUUUGUCUGCAGUGAUAUCAUAACACUGCAAUAUGAAGACGCGCUCAUAUGACCGCCACCCUUCUCCAUCCCUGGGCAAGACACAGGUGCUGUAAACUGGGGCAAGCUUCAGGCAUGGGGAAUAAAAGGAGGAGGAAGGAUGCCAGCUGAGCCCCUCAUCCCUCUGCAUCUGCUGCCAGCUUCAGACUAAAGACAGGGACGGAAAAUGGCUCAGUCUGUGAGGAGGCCAGAGACUUUAGCAGCCAUGGACCACGAGCCCAAGCGGGACAAGAGCAGGACCGGCUACUUUGGCAACGUUAAGAGCAGGCUGGGUUCCAAGCUUCCUCCUGGCGUCUCUCAGCCUCCACAGUUCGCUAAGCGUCCCUGGGAGACUCAGCCUCAGGCUCGAGCGAUGCAGGAGCCCGCGGCCGGCAGCCAGCGUCAGCACCAGCCUGUCGUCGGCCGCCCUCUCAACCACAUCCCCCACAUCAGAAACCCCAAGCUGCGGCAGUACUACCUGCAAGGGACUUCAUGGGACAUGAACAAUACUGCAGUGAAGCAAGAAAACAAGGGUGGACCAUCAGAUGACAGCACAAACAACAGCACGGGUCUCCCCGGGGACACGGUGUUCAGCGUCUCGUCCCAGUUCAGCAGUAACGGUCCGCCCUCAGCAGAAGAGAGCAGGAUGGGCCAGUGUCCCUCCUCUAACUCUUCGAAUUUAUUCUCCUCAUCUGCUGCCCUCAUCCCCAGAGAGCAGCUGGUUGUACCGAAGGGAAAAAACGCUUCUACCAGUCAAGGAUCGUCUCAGCCGGGGCAGAACUCAGACUCUGAUCCUAAAGAGAGGCCAGAAGCGGAGGUGGACCGAGACUGUUUGGAUUCACUGCCCGCUCCACCACACUCCCCCUCACCAGAGGCAGAAUAUGACAAACUACUGGAUGUGGAGGCGGUGCCGAUGCCUGAUGGACAGCUCUGCUUAUUGGCUCUCCCACCAGAGUGCUGUCAGGGGGAGGGACCAGAGGCCUUGCCGUACCUCAAACUGUUCUGUCGCUACAUCACUGACCGCAAGGGUGUAGUUUCCGGGAUCCUGUUGGUGACUUCUAACAAGAUCUUCUUUGACCCAUGUAAGACACUUCCUCUGGUGAAGGAGCAUGGCUGUGAGGAGUACCUCCUGUCGUGCUCUGUUGACAAUCUGGCAUCUGUCUCCUUCUUCUCUGACAUCUCACACGUUCACUUCAACACCUCCCAGCAGAGGAGAAAAGGAAAGAAAAUUUUCCAGAAGUUGAAAACCGCCAAAAGCCGAGCAGGCGGUUUCCCAAACCACAAGGGGGAGUCGGUUCCAGCUCUGGUGUCUGCAGCUUCGUCAGAUUUGUCCAGCCUGGCUCUGAGCCUGACCAAAGAGGUUUCCGGAAGCGAGGAGGCAGAGAGCAGAGACAUGGCGGCGGCAGAGCGGGAGCUCGAUAGCAGCCCUCCGGAGGUGCUGUCUGAGGCGUCUGUUGGAGGCCUGGCCGUCCUGAGCAGUGCUGCCACCUUCUGCUGCGGAGGUCAAGAGGCAGCGGGUAAAGUGAAGACGGAGCUGCUGCACACUGAUGCCAUCAAUAAGUCUAACAUGAAGAGUGCAGUGCCUCGUAGAUCCUCAGCAGGUAGCCCCGGGAGUCUGAUGUUUGUGCGCCUGCGGGUUCAGCCGUCUGCAGGAAAGAAAAAGGGUGUAGGAGGCCUUCACCUGGGGUCAGCCAGAACCUUACCCCGGAGGGACGCCUGGCUCGCCCUUUCACAAGAAAGCUCCGACGAGCUCUAUGCCUACCUAACGCACUGUCGGCCAGACUUGUGCAUACUUGAGGGAGGGGAGGAGGAAGGCGGGGAGGCGGACCGUGACGAAGAGGAGUUUGUGCUAAUUGAGGACAAAGAAGAGGAGGAAGAGGAAGACGAGGAGGAGGAGGAGGUGUUCCAGAGGCACCGCAGCACAGGGGACGACUGGGAGAUGGUGUUGAUGGAGGAUGGCGGGGACAAGCCGACCCUGGUCAUCGACCGGGACCCUGACGGACUCAGUAAUAUCGUAGAGAGCAGCCACAUUUUGGAAGCUGCACAUGUUAGAGAGUUAUGUAAGGAGCUUCCCCCCAGGACCGUCGGCCACACCUGGCAGCUGGCUUACAGCACGUCCCGUCAUGGCGCCAGCCUCAAGUCCCUCUACAGAAAACUGGGUGCCACAGACUCCCCUGUGCUUAUAGUUAUCAAGGACGCACUUGAUGAGAUAUUCGGGGCCUUCCUCUCUCACCCUCUGAGGCCCAGUGAGACCUUCUAUGGCACAGGAGAAACGUUUCUCUUCAUGUUGCACCCUCGCUUCAAGAGCUUCAGAUGGACUGGAGAAAACUCUUUCUUCAUAAAAGGAGACUUGGACUCCUUUGCCAUUGGUGGAGGCAGCGGUCACUUUGGUCUGUGGGUGGAUGAAAAUUUGUACCUGGGCCGCAGCAGCCCCUGCUACACUUUCAAUAACUGCUGCCUCUCAGAAACUGAUGACUUCCGAAUCAUGGAGCUGGAGGUGUGGACGUUCGGCUGAGGGAGCUCUGGGCGAACGCUGAUUUUCUCCUCCACUCACCUCUGAUCGGCUUUAUCAAGACAGCAUUUAUCGCUGAGCAAAAACACAAGCAGCUGCUCGCUCAUUUCAUGGUAACAUCCAUGUCAAAAAAGAAAAAAAAAAAAACAACAUCAAGUACAAACUGCUGGAUUUGUCCGUGUAAUUAAGUGCUGUGGAUUUUCAUGAACUGAAAUGAACCGAAUGAGGCUGAUCCUGAACAGCUCGCUGUCCCAGAGUGGGAUCUAAUGGUGGAUUGUUUCACGGUUGACUCAUUCCUGUGGGUUUGGCAACCAAACUGAGUUCUGCUGUAGUGAGUAGAGCUGAACUGUUAUGAAACUGGAUUCUUUGAAUCCUCAUUUUUGAAUGGAGCAGGUUACACAUCUCAGAAACUGCACUUUGCUCUUAAUGUGAAUCAGUAACUUUAUCUCAUUAUUUAUCAUGUGAACAUGAUGGUACACCUGUCUUCAUAAGUAAUGCAUCCCACUUUUCAUACAGCUGUGUUCAGCUAAUGCUGGACCUUUGAAACACACUUUAGUCUUCUUAUGAAUGGAUUUCUAACCUGCACGUGUACAGCAACAACAGUCCCAUUAAUGCAUUUGUUUUCUCAGUCACCAUUCAUCUCUAUGGGGUUUUUGUCAUUCAGGGUCACAGAGAGUAUAAAUCAACACUGAAAAUAAUCAUGAGAACAAUCAGAGCUCCACUUUUAGAAAAGCUUCCCAGUUGAGAAACAUCUGUACUUGCAGUGAAUCUUAAAAGCCUCAUUCAUGACUAUUCUGAAUGUGAUGACUCAUACACCACCGUGGUUUCUGAACAUGAAACUUAAGGCUCGAUUAUUACUGCAAAUUAAUGCAAUUUUGUCAUUGAACUGUAUUCGUGACAUGCUCUCACUCUGAUACCCUGAUCUACUUUGCUUACAUUGUAUAGUAUUGUAGAUUAGUUAAUAAAAAUCAGCACAAUGUGAAAAUUACAAAACA